This is a messenger RNA of Ruditapes philippinarum (Manila clam), 3631 nucleotides long. RefSeq lists its product as uncharacterized. Bases 282 to 1904 code for a protein of 540 amino acids. The transcript is spliced from 6 exons. Lineage: Eukaryota; Metazoa; Mollusca; Bivalvia; Venerida; Veneridae. The record is from RefSeq and is a predicted model, not a curated record.
ACUUGAUAUGCUGGUGAAGUGGUCGUAAACGGGGUGUUUCCUUUUAAGAAGUGUAUACAUGCGCUCGUCAUAACCGCAUGAACAUUAAUGACGUAUCCAUAUCGAUUUAUUUAUACCUGACUUUAGUCAAGCAUAUUUCAAUUCAGCUUCAUCACUCGAGGCGAAAGGAAGAGAUCGUUUCAUUAUUUUGGUGUAUUAGUAAAUAAUCACUUUAAACGCUCUGUUUUGCGAUAAUAAGAAUUCAACAUUUAUUUCACCUGUGUUUAAACGGAAAAAGAAGUAUGUGGACUUACAGUUUUUUGGUUUUAAUAUUUGUCGUCGUCGGCGUUUUAGCUGAGGAUAAGUCCGUGACUGUCGGUAAUAUAACGACAAAGGUUAAAGGUCAGUCUGGGAAAAUUGCAGUCUACAGAGGAAUGAAUGAGAGCGAUGGUAUAACGAUCACUUUCGACGCAAUUGAAGAAAUAGACACCAACGACGUCAAAAUUCAAAGCCAUUCGUACAACAACUUUGCUCAGCUUACGUUUACCUUCUCCAACCCUGAAAAUACUACUUACAUCGAUUCCAACGUUACCGUCACACAAUUUUCAUUCACGUCGAGUAUAACGAUAGACGGAACUACCGCAAUGCUGACUUCAUACGUUUUUAUAUUUACGUCGGAUGGUAAUAUUACAGUAGACGGGAAAAGCGAAGAGGUCAUGGCCGGGGAUAUGAAGUUUAACGCGGAGAUUGAGAAUUGGCCAUUUUGUAAUACUUGUCAGAAAGGAAAUCAGCAAUAUACUGGAAAGUACCUCGAUUUUUCGGUUGAAAUCAAGGGAAAGAAAUCGCCGAACGCCACAAGCGGUGGCAAGUACGAUCUUGGGGACGGAUUAUCAGUGCUGACACCAAAACAGGUGAUAUUUGACAACACGACUACUGAGGACAUGCCAAGUGGCUACCCAAAACUAGAAGUGAAAGGCUCUAAACAAACUUUCAUAUUCCGUUUCCGAAAAUUCGACAAGUCAGCACUUUAUGACCCAAUUGUCUCCGUAGGAAAUGAAGAUGGCGGUGACGAUGGUGGAGAUGACUCCGGCACUGACACAGAAACCGAUGUUGCAACAUCAGGAAUUUCUGCAAAAGUAUUGGGGAAAUCCGGAAAAAUCACUUUGGCACAGACUAAAGGGGAAGACAAGAAGAGUGUUACUAUAGAAUUUGAUAACCUCAAGGAGAAGAAGGACAACGGAGACGCCGUCAAAGAUUCCGGCCACUUAUUAAAUACAUUUGCGAAUCAGGACUUUACAUUCGAGGCUCCAGCAGACGACACAUAUCCGGGUACCAGUAUUUCGGUCAAACGAUUGACCUUCCAGUCAACUUUGAAUAACGGAGCGUCCCUUAAAAUUCAUAUUUAUAUCUUUAAACAAGCUGGCAACAUUACCCAGGAAAAUGAAACUGUGGCCGUUACAGAAGGAAAUGUCAAGUUCAAUAUUGAAAUAAUGAACUGGAAAUUCUGCGGUGGAGCAGUAUCCUGCCAGCAAAGCGAAGUAGGCAAAUACCUGGACAUUGAUAUUGUGAUGAAGGGUAAAAGUGGCAGCACCAAGAAAGACGAUACUGAUGCCAAAUACACCUUGGGCGACAGUGGAAGUGUGAUGCUGUCAAGAAAGAUUAAAGUAGAUGGUGCAAGCGAUCUUGUUGAUAUGGAACCUUCCUAUCCGAUGUUUAUGAAGCAGGGAAGCAAAGACAUCUUCCGGUUCCGGUUUCCCAAAUUCACAACCAGCGUUCUUUAUGAUCCAACUAUUUAUUUGGCUGUUUCUGACGACACAAGCAGCGCUGUUCAACAAACCGUGUCCGUUUUUAUGUUUGCAACGAUGGCCUUUUUUGUAUUUUUUGUUAUAAUUGAACCGAUUGAGGUAGAAAUGUUGUCCUUUUAAAUACAAAAAGCAAUAAGAAGUGAAACCACUUCGUCAAGAAAAAAGUGUGAUCUUGGUAUCAUGUUUAACUUCAACAUUCGUUCUCUUUGAUUAGAAACUAUAUUGGACACAAUAAUUCUAAAUCAUCUAAGCCAGGAGUAGUAUUAACAGAUAAAUUUAGGAAUUUACAGGACACAACUGAAUGAAUGCAUUAACAAUGUGAUCUAUUAGAUGAAAACAAAAAUUAAACCGAAAUAAUACGAACUUUCUUUUAAAACACAUUAUACUGUGAACAUUAAACUGUCGACUGGCGAAAUGUAUGCACAGAUGAUCAGUCACAACAAAGCGCAUGUUUUUAUUCUCUUACCUGUUUAUUUCCCUUUUCACACAACGCCAGUAAGUAUUUCAGCAUUACAUCCCUUUGUAUUUCUAUUUCGUCAACGAAACUAUGCGAUACAAUAAAACUCGUUUCGUCGUUUAGUGGUAUUCGUUAAUGAGCUAAUUUUUGUAUUUGAUACAAUAUUUGAGCCGUGCCAUGAUAAAACCAACAUAAUGGGUUUGCGACCAGCAUAGAUCCAGAUCAGUCUGCGCAUCCUCACAGUCUGAUCAGGAUCCAUGCUGUUCGCCUACCAACCCUAUUACAAGUAGAGAAACUGAGAGCGAACAACAUGGAUCCUGAUCAGACUGCGCAGAUGCGCAGGCUGGUCUUGAUCCAUGCUGGUCGCAAACGCAUUAUGUUGGUUUUGUCGUGACGCGGCUCAUUUUAUAAAUAAUGUUGAUGUUUUUUCUCCUUUUGCUAUAAGGGUGAAUGGUGAAAUUUGAUCUUUAUGUUAACUGUUAGAAAGGUGUAUUUCUGUUCGUUGUUCAAAUCUGUUUGUUGUUCAAAUAUCAUGUGUUCUUUAAAACGUUUUCUACAAGUUUUGCUUGAAGUUAUAAGCAUUUCAUUAGUAUAUGUACUUCAUUGACUCGGACAUAGGGAAUUGUCUAUGAAUCAUCUUAUAUUGCAAUUUCAUCUUACACUUCAUUCUAUUAUAUCUUAAUUAUUUUUACUCAACAAAGAUAUAUAAACUUAUCUGAAACAUUGUUUAAAGUGGAGUGGUCUACAAUGGACAUAAUUAUUUUCCAUAAGUAUUUUAAAUAUUAAUACAAACAAUAGCAAUGUAUUAUUAUAAUAUUUAUAUUUAUAUUGCUUGAAAAAAAGUUGAUUAUUUAGUAUGAACAUUUUAUGAUGAAUAAUAAAUUUUAUCGGAACAUUUUAUUUUCUACUAUGUAAAGAAACUUGUUAGAUCGGAUCACGAAUCGAACAUUUACCGACAACAUCCAUAUAUAAUUAUUUCGUUGUUUAAGUCUGAUACUAAAUACUAUCACAGUAAUUAUUUAUUGCAUUACAAACCUGCCAUUAUAGACCAAUUCACUUUAAAUAUAGAUUAAUGUUUACAAAUAAACAUUAAUAAAAUUAAGUAAGUAAAGAACGACGUAGCCAUUUGACCAAUUUAAUUUGGCAACUGCUUACUAAUGAACGCUUACCAAUUUAGUGUUUGGAAUUAUUUCAUAAACUGGCGUUUUACUAAACUGAUUGAACCGCCUACGUGGUCGAGGGGUUAGAGUCGAUGACUUCUAAUCCAGUUACCUCUCUGGCGUGGGUUCGAUCCCCGGGAGAUGCUUUGGUAGUUUAGCGCGGAGGAAGGUAAUCUAGUACUGGUGUAACUCUCCAGGAACGAUGGUUAGGAAACUACCCGCCUAUAUGA